AAUUAUUUGGUCGGAAAGCUGGUCCUUUGGUCUAGCACUUUCGAAUAUACUGCUUAAUCGGUUAAUCCCUGUACAAUUUCUAUGGCAUCACGCUCUGCUACGUACAAUUAUGGGGCGUGAUGGCGCGGCCUUCAGAAUCUUUCAAUAUCCUUAUGAAGGAUGCAAGCUGACCGUUCUCUACAGUCUACCAGCGCAGUUUCGCCGCCUGAAACCCGGAUUUCGCGAUUUGUCUGUUGCCGCCCAAAUAUUUGUUUGAACAGGGCCUCCUUCGAUGGAAUAAUUCUAGCCAAUUACCUUCAGCAAAUCUUUAACUUUUCAUCUGAUGCUAGUCAGAACGCUGUUUGUUCUGAUCUUGCUGGUAAUUUCACAUCCUGUUGGCGCUCGCUGCCGUCGGCGACUAGAAGCAUGAUCGCCUCGGUAUUACUUCCCCUCUAUGUCUAUCCCUCCACGGGUGCGUGGGAUCCAUUGUAUCAAAUGGCAUCAUCCUACCCACGCGUGCAGUUCACGGCAAUCGUCAAUCCCUACAGCGGGCCGGGUGACAGCGCGCUGCCGAACGAGAACUACACGCAAGCCAUUCAUACAUUAAAUGCGUUGGGCAAUGUCCGUACUAUCGGUUAUGUGGCUACCACGUGGUGCACAAAGAAUGCGAGCUCGGUACUGGAUGAAGUAGCAGUGUACGCCGGAUGGGGAGCCCAAGACCCUCAAUUAGCCAUGAGUGGUAUCUUCUUCGAUGAGACUCCCACACAUUACACUCCCGAAUACGCUUCAUAUUUACAAACUAUUUCACAAGCCGUCCACAACAACCGCGGCUUAAAGGAUGGCUACGUAGUCGGUGGGUCCCGAUAUAUGGCUCCCCUCACUAUAUCGCCCACCGUUUUUCCAGAGUACUGCAUGUCCGCUGCUGGUGAAUCCAGAAACUGGGGCACCUGAUAUCGGCAGUUGCAAGCGUCAAGGCUGACGGUGCGUCGCAGUCCACAAUCCGGGCGCUCUCCCUGAGGCACAAUACUUUAGUGAUCCAAACUUAGUCGGAGCCG
Molecule: messenger RNA, 1034 nt
Organism: Lindgomyces ingoldianus
Lineage: Eukaryota; Fungi; Ascomycota; Dothideomycetes; Pleosporales; Lindgomycetaceae
Exons: 3
Coding region: 160-930 (256 amino acids)
Source: RefSeq, a predicted model, not a curated record